AUGGCAGUGGCGAUGAAUUGUUCAGAUAUAGUUGAUCUAUUUAACAAACACUCUCUUAGUAUCGACAGUUCAGUUGUGAUAGCAAUGCAAAGUGGAAAUACGGACUCUCCGACAGCAGAUCAAUCGGAAAUGGCACAUGAUACAGAGCGCAGUCGUAGCACCAGUGACGUAUCACGUCCUUUUGUAUACAAGCGUUCUACAUGCAAAGAGUUUCCAACCGCGGUUGUUGGUGAUGUUGGCACAUGUAAAAACAAUCGGAGUGUCAAAAACAGAGAUUCUUCAACUUAUGGCUGGUCAAUGGAAGUACCCGGUGACAUGCACGCCAAAGGUUAUCUUUGUGAGGCUGCUUUUAAAGCUAUGGGUGUUGGAGGCUUCCAUAAAGUUGUGAAUGAUGUAAUGAAAAGACCAAAGCCAACGAAGGAGACGUUUAAGAAACGGAAAUUUCAGGAACAAAAUCUUAACAGAAUCAAGGAAAGUGUUCGUGAUGGAAGCAGAGCAUAUGGAAUGGCUGCAGUAGCAGAAUUUCAUAAAUCAGUGGACUUUCCUAAUAGUGAGGAUUUACUGAAAUCUUUGCAUAAGUUUGGUGAUCACAAUUGUAUUGUACUCCGAAAUUUCAAGAACUGGUUGUCUGAAAGUGCAGAAAGUAGUGCUAAACACAAAUACAACCAGCAAUUAUUUACUCUCUUUGGCCCGCUUUUAGAGAUGUUCAUUACGGCUGGAAAGAAUGGUGAUGGUCAGCUAUAA
Paramuricea clavata is the source of this 744-nucleotide messenger RNA. Lineage: Eukaryota; Metazoa; Cnidaria; Anthozoa; Malacalcyonacea; Plexauridae. The record is from the annotation of a GenBank genome assembly.